AUGCAACCCAUAGUGGCAUAUUUAGCGGACGGAGUCCUACCUGAAGGACGUACCGAAGCGGCUAAGCUAUUUCGAAUUUCCUCCGUCUAUUCACUAAUAGAGGGAGCAUUGUACCGGACCUCAGUCACACACCCAUGGUCUAAAUGCAUAUCACUAGAAGAAGGAAGCUACGUCCUUCGGGAAAUCCAUGAAGGAGAAUGUGGAGCUCAUGAGGGCGCAGUAACUCUAUACAGAAAAGCAAUGUUACAGGGAUUUUAUUGGCCCAUGAUGAAAAAAGACGCUGAAGAAAUGGUCAAGAAGUGCGAUAAAUGCCAGAAAUUUGGGUCGCUCAUCAGAACCCCAUCCGAUCACUAG
This is a messenger RNA of Mercurialis annua (annual mercury), 354 nucleotides long. RefSeq lists its product as uncharacterized. The record is from RefSeq and is a predicted model, not a curated record. NCBI's taxonomy places the organism in Eukaryota, Viridiplantae, Streptophyta, Magnoliopsida, Malpighiales, Euphorbiaceae. The transcript has a single exon. The coding region runs from base 1 to 354 and encodes 117 amino acids.